AGCGCAAUGUUAUUGUCCAAACUGAACGUCGUUCGCAAUUUCACAAAAUGAGAGCUAACGUUACCCUUAGCUUUACAAUGAAGCUCUUGGUUAAUCAGUAAAGGUAGCAUUUCUCAUGGACAACAUCUAGCUUAACGUUAACCAAUGCUUUGGUUGACGUUUUAUCUGCGGUCUUGGCUGACGUUCACGACCAUUUUGACGUUUAAAAUAUAACCAGUGCUUGUGUUUUACAGUAUUUUGAGCUUAUUUUGGCAGUGGUCUCGACAGACGUCGGUAGCUGUGAAAAGCUUGGCUAAUAGAGGUAGAUAGCUACUGAGCUAACUGCCUUCCGCCCUUUGUGACAAAUCUUGACCCAGAGCAUGGUUGACCCAUUUAUUUUAAGCCAUAUGCCUUGCUAACACUUGAAUAACAAAGCCAAGCAGUUCAUAACCCGAUAUUUCCUGUCUGUUACACGGACUUGGGUGCCCGUUUGCAUUGUGAAAUUGUCUAUUGUUAACUAGCCGGUUUUACUCGGUAAAGUCGCCAGCCUUCCAUGCAGAAAUGUAGCCAACACUGGGGUUAGGUGGGCCUAUAAUUUAGCCUUGUCUGGUUUCCUAAAAACAGAAAGCGCCCAGCCAUUUAGCCAUGUGGGCUGAAGUGAAAUGAGGAAAUGCACUUGGGGAGGAAGUUGACUAGAGCAGCUGUGACACUAAAGGCCGCAGCACAUUCCCAUGCCUCUCAGUUUUCAAUUUAUGACCUUACAAUGGUUUGAGUCUCCCCUCUGGUAAUAAUUUCUAGUGUGUAGCAAAUACAAAUGAAUGGCUUUGGAAACUCCUACUAACAUGGGCGGAUGAGUCAAUCAGUAACUGGUGUAACAGGGUUUCUGUGUUGACUUGAGCCGUACCUAUAUGGCGUGUGUGAGCGGAGAAUUUUGCCAGGCACAGCACCUCACCUCUGUGGAGAAGUGAAUCGGCCGCCCCCCGAGGGACUACGCUACCCAGAAACCCCCCUGACUGCCAGCACACUAGGAACUGCUGACUCUUCCAAAGGCCCUCCCCCCUCUCCCCCCCCGGGAUAUUGCGUAGUCCUUGGCCCGACUGCCCUGCCGUGUCCCAACCAAUACGAAAGAUCUUUGCUUUCCACUUUCUCCUCGAACAGCCAAUCACAAACAGCUCUCCUGAAUGGGCCGUCUCGCCAACAUGAACCGCCCCGCUGCAGUCGAGAUCACCUACGAGUGCAUGAGGUUCCUCAUCACCCACAACCCCACCAACGCCACGCUCAACAAAUUCACUGAGGAGCUGAAAAAGUUUGAGGUGAACACGCUGGUGAGAGUUUGUGAUGCCACCUACGAUAAGGCUCCAGUAGAGAAGGAGGGGAUACAGGUCUUGGACUGGCCUUUCGAUGAUGGCGCCCCUCCUCCCACCCAGAUUGUGGACGACUGGCUCAAGCUGCUCAACAACAAGUUUCGAGAGGAACCCGGCUGCUGCAUUGCUGUGCACUGUGUGGCAGGGCUUGGCCGAGCUCCAGUCUUGGUGGCCUUAGCCCUUAUUGAGUGCGGGAUGAAGUAUGAGGAUGCUGUGCAGUUCAUAAGGCAGAAGAGACGUGGAGCCUUCAACUCCAAACAGCUUCUUUACCUCGAGAAAUACAGACCCAAAAUGCGUCUGCGGUUCAAGGAUACCAACGGCCACAACUGCUGCGUGCAGUAGGCUACCUGUCAGUGCAUCUUUCUAUGCGCAUCCAGUGGGGAAUCUUCCAACAAGGGGAGAUAAAAAAAAAAAAAAAAAUGAAGAGAGUGCUAUCAGUAAUUAUUGUGAUGAUUUGUUAACACUGAGUCAUGGUUAAUUGAUCAGAGAGCAAGCAAGUGAUCGAAUGAAUGAAUCCAGAUCUGGGGAUCCACCAGCCGAACCAAUGAAUGGAAGGUCAAAGCACACAGAUAGGCCCGCUUCCCGGUUAUACUGUCAACCACGGGCCAGAAUUUUUCAACUUGAGUCCAUCCUGUUUCUUUUCUCUUUUUUUGUUUCAGUUGUAAUCAUGGGAUAACAUUUUUCCAUUUUGUGAAUUUUUUUUUUUUUUACACAAACAGUGGUCAUGAAAAGAUGUAAUGUAAAAUGAUAUUCUGAUUUUUAUUUCCACAAAUUAUUGAUAUUAAGAUUGGGCCAGAAUAAUGUAUCUUUUAAAAAUAUUUUAAACUUUGAACACACAUUGUGACUGUCCAUUUUGGUAUUGGGGUGUUGCGCUUUUUUUUUUUUUUUUUUUUUUUUUUUUUUUUUUUUUUUUUGCACAAAAACUAAAAGGUUCACCUGAACAUGCAGUAAUGUUUUCCUUUUACCCUUCACUUGCUUAAAGUCACUUUCAGUUUAGGGGUUCACUGAGUUUGAAUAUGUCUGCAAUAUUUAUUCACAAGAUGAUAUGUGUGGCAGUUAUGAGUUUGGCAGGGGCAAGGACACUUUGUUAUCCAAUAGUUUUGUUGUUUUUUUUUUUUUUUUAACCUCCGAGAGCCAUGUUUUUUUUUUUUUUUUUUUUUAAAUCUUGUUGGAGUGCAAUAAUCAGUCCACCUCAGAAAAGCCCACCAAACCCUGCUGACAUCCUAUACACAGACAGACACACAAAUGCACACACGCACACACACACACACACACACACACAGACACACACACGCACACACUUAAGAUACACAUCCGGGCAGUUAAACAGGAAAAACUUGGCAACCUCUAUGAUAGGUACUUCUGCUUUCAUUCAUUCUCCUUAACGGGGCAACAAUAGGACUUCCCUAAUUAUGCAUAUUUAAACUCAUAUACAGUGGAUAUAAGAAGUCUACACACUCGUAUGAAAUUGCAGGUUUUUGAAAUGUAAAGACAGAAAUAACAACAAUGUAAAUGUUAGACUUGUUCCAUCUUUAAUGUGAUUUUCCAACAAACGAAAAUCCUUAGAAAAAACAAAUAGUUAAUUAUUAGGAACAUUUUAAAUCAAUUUAAAAAAACUACAACACCCUGAUUGCAUGAGUCUGCACACCUUCUCAUAAUGGGGGCUCCAGCUGUGUUCAGAGUUAGCCAAUCACAUUCAAAAUCAUGCCUGUAGGUAAAUUGCAUACACCUGCCAUCAAUGAAAGUGAUUCUGAUUAAGACCAGAUUCAAGUCAACUGUUGCUGUAAGAUUUGCUUGUGUGUUUGGGGUUGCAUCCUACGGGGAGAGCCAUGGUCCGCAAAGAGUUACCAAAGAAACUGCAAGAUCUAAUUGUAGAAGAGUACAAAUUAGGAGAGGAAUAUGAAAGAAUAUCGAAGGCAUUGGAUGUACCUGUCAAAACCAUUAUCAAUACGGGAGAAAAAGUCGCACCACAGAGACAUAGCAAAGAUCAUGACGACCCUCCAAAGUUGAUGAGAGGACGAGGAGAAAAAUUAUCAAGGAGGCUACCAACAGGCCAAAGGCAACAUUGAAGGAACUACAGGAAUUUCUGGCAGGUGCUGAUCGCUCCUUUCAUAUAACCACCAUCUCCCGUAUUCUGCACAAGUCUGAGAUAUGGGGUAGGGUGGCAAAACGGAAAUAUUUUCUUACAAAAAGGAAUAUCUAAGCCCAUCUGAAUUAUGCUGAAAGAUGCAUUCAGUCACCCCAAACCAUGUGGGAAAAUGUGUUAUGGUCUGAUGAGAACUUUUCGGCCUUAAUUCUAAAAGAUUUGUUUGGCGCAAAGCCAGUACUGCUCAUCAUCCAAGGAACACCAUACCAACUGAAUGCUUUGGGGCUGCUUCUCUCAGCUGGUUUAGGAGCUUUGGUCAAGAUAGACAGGAUAAUGAAUAGCUCCAAAUAUCAAGAUAUUUUGGCACAAAACCUGCUGGCCUCUGUCAGAAAGCUGAAGAUGAAGAGGAAUUUCACAUUCCAACAUGACAAUGACCCAAAGCACAUAUCCAAGUUGACCAAGGCAUGGCUUCAGAAAAGGAAAAUCAAAGUCCUGGAAUGACCCAGUCAGAGCCCAGACCUCAGUCCCAUUGUAAACAUGUGGAAUGACCUAAAGAGAGCUGUACACAGGAGAUCCCCUCUCAAUUGAAGAAACUUGUACUUUUUUGCAAAGAAGAGUGGGAUAAAAUUCUUAAGUCUAGAUGUGUUAAGUUAAUAGAAACUUACUCCGAAAGACUUGACACUGUAAUAAAUGCAAAAGGUGCUUCCACAAGUAUAAAUUGGGCAGGCUGUGCAGAUUUAUGUAAUCAGAGUGUUUGGUUUUUUCCUCUGGAUUCUUGUUUGUUGGAAGAUCACAUUAAAGAUGGAACAAGUCUGACAUUUA
Thunnus maccoyii (southern bluefin tuna) is the source of this 4251-nucleotide messenger RNA. It is a transcript of the gene ptp4a2b, whose product is annotated as protein tyrosine phosphatase 4A2b. Gene Ontology annotation, molecular function: protein tyrosine phosphatase activity. Lineage: Eukaryota; Metazoa; Chordata; Actinopteri; Scombriformes; Scombridae. Bases 1161 to 1685 code for a protein of 174 amino acids. The record is from RefSeq and is a predicted model, not a curated record. Gene Ontology annotation, biological process: protein dephosphorylation. The transcript has 7 exons. Gene Ontology annotation, cellular component: nucleus.